AUGGCAUCCGAGCCACAACACAACACACCUCUUCCUCCGCACAGCCAUGCCCUGCCGGCUGCAGUCGACCAUCGGACCGGGCGCGCCGGGAUCGGCCGGAACCCACGCCGGUCAUGCGAGCCGGGCGGGGUCCCCCGGAGCCUGAGUUCGAAGUCCGAAGGGCACUGCCAUCCCAAGACCUCCCAAGACCGCCUUGGAUCUCCUCCUCUGCUUCUGCAGCCACUCCCGUUGGACUUGACACUGCUAGCCAUUAUCUAG
This is a messenger RNA of Puccinia triticina, 258 nucleotides long. RefSeq lists its product as uncharacterized. NCBI's taxonomy places the organism in Eukaryota, Fungi, Basidiomycota, Pucciniomycetes, Pucciniales, Pucciniaceae. The transcript has a single exon. The coding region runs from base 1 to 258 and encodes 85 amino acids. The record is from RefSeq and is a predicted model, not a curated record.